Molecule: messenger RNA, 1386 nt
Organism: Strongylus vulgaris
Lineage: Eukaryota; Metazoa; Nematoda; Chromadorea; Rhabditida; Strongylidae
Source: the annotation of a GenBank genome assembly
AUGUUAUUCUGGCAGUUUUCACAAUUUGCCUUUUUUACACAAAUGGGUUCGCUUUUUGUCGUGUAUGCCUUGGACUUUAUCCCACCAGAUACAAUGAAGACUUUACUCAGGGCUCACCUCAUUGCGUUCACUACAGCGUUUGCGUUGCUAUUUGGUAACGAAAUGUUGCUCACUUCCCUAUAUCUUGCUAGCAUCAUUGCUGCUUUAGUAAGUGCUGAAAAAUUUUCAAUUAACGCAUUCCCGUUCAGAGUGCAAAGAAUAUUGGUGUACUUGGAUCCUGUUUUGAAUAAAAUCUCUUUACGCCCGCUAUACUUUACAUUGUCUUUGUUAUGCUUUACUGCCGGAACGUUCAGCAUCAAAUUUGGGAUUGGGAAGCUACUUCAAAUUGAAGAUGAUGUGAGUGACUAUGAAGUUUUCUUAAACGAAGUUCUCAAUUGGCUGGCUCAUAUUUUCGACAUCUUACGCUCAAAAUUUUCGAAUUAUUCGACUUUUCACACGCGUCUCUACACUUGCUCUGCUGAGUUUGACUUCAUCUCGCUUGAGACUCUCCAAAAGUUAUGUGACACUUGGCUUAUUCCCUGCGCAGUCUUGGGUGUGUUGAUGUUUAUUGUAUAUUUCAUUUUUGCUGAGAAGAGUGAUCUAUUAUGGAGAAGCAGCGAAAGGAGGAAACCUCACGCAGAAGUCUUCUAUAACGUCGUUCAAAUGUUCUGUUAUUCUGUUAUGGCAUUAUUGAUCAUGCGACUGAAACUGUUCAUGACACCACAUCUGUGCAUUUGCUGUGCAAUUCUUGCCAACAACGAGAUCGUCAGCUCUCUCAGAAUUCGGCUAGACAAACGAAUCCAUGCAGUUCUUAUCGUAGCAAUGAUUGCUGGAAUGGCAUUUGAAGGGAAGUCCAACAUCGAAAAGCAGUUGCGAAUAAAAGGAGAGUACAGCAAUCCUGAGCAGGAGAUGUUAUUUGACUGGAUUCUAGAGAACACUAAACCAAAUGAUGUUUUUGCGGGAACAAUGCCUGUGAUGGCUAAUGUCAAACUAUCCACACUUCGUCCUAUCAUAAACCAUCCUCAUUAUGAAGACGUGGGAAUCAGGGAUCGAACAAAGAAGGUAUACUCAGUGUUCAGCAAGAAACCAAUACGCGAAGUUUACGAUACAUUGAAAAGGAUGGGUGUAAACUACGUGGUCUUUCAGCUAUUCAACUGUGCUCCAGAACCAAAUAGGCCAUACUGUGCGUAUAGAGGAAUGUGGGAUGAAGAAGACAAAGUAAAUAUCAACCGCAUUUCAAACUGUGAUCUCUACAACGUUGCCGUAACACAGCACGACACAACUGUCAUCCAUCCUUUCAGUAUUGCUUAUACGAGGAACAACAACUACAUAGUAUUAAGAGUGUAG